Messenger RNA from Ipomoea nil (Japanese morning glory), 1155 nucleotides. Its product is annotated as calmodulin-binding protein 25. The record is from RefSeq and is a predicted model, not a curated record. The transcript has a single exon. Gene Ontology annotation, biological process: response to osmotic stress. Gene Ontology annotation, molecular function: calmodulin binding. Lineage: Eukaryota; Viridiplantae; Streptophyta; Magnoliopsida; Solanales; Convolvulaceae. Bases 209 to 925 code for a protein of 238 amino acids. Gene Ontology annotation, cellular component: nucleus.
UCUCUCUACUCCCCAUCUACUUUCUCUUCUUAUCUCCUCUCUUCUUAUCCGUCACUACCUGCAAUAUUCUUCAGCAUAUUUCAGGUAGACUGAAAUCUUCUUUCUUGGUAGCCAAGGAAUGUUGUAGAGGAAAGGAAUUCUUGAAUUCCUGUUUUUAAGAAUUGGGGAAACUACUUUUGGAGUUUUGGAGGUUUGAGGAUCGGAAAAAAUGGCUUCUUUUGACAAUUUGAUGACGAUGGAACCCUGGGCUUUUCGUUCUGCAUUCGGCGAUUCUUGGUAUUCCGACGUGUUUGCUCGCGAAACUGAUGCGCUGACGAAGGUUCUGCAGAAAUCGAUGUCUACUCCGGUGGCUACGCCGCUUGCGGCGGCGGCGGCAGAGGGAUUCCCCGCGGAGAUGGUGUUCUCUGUCGCGAUGCCUGAGACGACGCCGGUUCAGACUCCCAGCGCUUCCGGUGGGUCGGAGAACGAGACGCCGGGCUCGAAGCGGCGGAACGUGGGUCCCAGCGGGAAGAUCACGAAGCGCAAGUCUCGCGCCGCCAAGCGCGCAACCACCACGUACAUCACCGCCGACGCUGCCAACUUCAGGCAAAUGGUGCAGCAGGUCACCGGCGUGAGGUUCGCCGCCGGCGGCGGCGGCGGAAAGCUGCCGGUACCUCCCAUCCUUAAACCGGAGCCUCACCGCGCCAUCAACCAGCUGCCGCCGCACACCUCCGCCUGCUUGCCCACUCUCGACACCUCAGCUUUCUUACUCGACCACAACAACCAGAAACAACAGAUGUUGGGCUCCUCCCCGGUGUCUCUAAUCCAGCCUACAACUCUUACUUCUCCUCCGCCUCCGCCGUCAGGGACGGUGGCCGACGGCGGCGUGACGGGCUUUGACUUUGACGCUUUCUCAAGCUUCCCCACCCUGGAGUCCUGGAACUAAUGUAGUAAUGCAGUAACUCCCGUAGUGUUACUAAUACACCCUCCUCUGUAAUUCUGAUUUUUAUUAUAUAUUUGGUAAUUAGUGAGUCAGUAGAAGGGUAAAACUGAAAAUUCUGUUAAUACUAAGUAGCAGGGGGGAAGCAAAGGAAAGGAAAGGAAAGGCGUCUUUUUUAACUUAUAAACUGUAAUUUCUUUCGUUAAUCAUUAUGGAGUAUUAUUAUUACUAGAAAA